CACAUUUGCGCAGCAUAUCUGAAUACACUAUAUCUGGCGAAACAACCGCACGCCACCAGCAAGACCCUCGAGCGACGCGAGCGCGCCAUCGCUCGCAGCCGUCAAAAUGCCCAAAUUCUUUUGCGACUACUGCGAUGUCUACCUCACGCACGACUCCAUGAGCGUGCGAAAAGCGCACAACAGCGGUCGAAACCAUCUUCGAAAUGUAGUCGAUUACUAUCAACAAAUUGGACACGAGAAAGCGCAGGCAGUAAUAGACGGCAUCACAAGCAGUUACGCGGCAGAAGGACAGAGCAUGCCUAUGCCAAAUCCACAGCUACCAGGCCAAGGUCCGCCAGGCUUCUCUGGUCCUCUACCGCCAGGAAUGCCACCAGGAUUCCCUCCCAUCCCGGGUCAGAUGCCUCCAGGUAUGCCACCUCUUCCACCAGGAUUUCCUCCUAUGCCCCCAGGCGGACGAGGAAUGCCGCCGCUACCACCUGGCUUUCCGGCUCCACCUGGUGGCUUCCCGCCUGGAUUCAAUCCUCAAGGUGGAAUGCCUCCAUUCCCGGGCAAUGCAAACUCUCCGCACGGAAACAUGCCAUUCUCGCCGCCUGUUGGGAUGCCACCCAAUAUGCCUCCGAACUUUCAAGCCGGCGGACCCAACUCUGGGCCAGGUCAAGGUCAGGGCAUGAGCCCGCCGCCUGGUGUUCGAGGUCCUCCGGCUGGUCCGCCAGGAAUGCAAAAUGGAAGAUAGUGAUGAUUUUCGGGGGCGUAAUAUCGUCACAGAAC
Pseudocercospora fijiensis CIRAD86 is the source of this 768-nucleotide messenger RNA. RefSeq lists its product as uncharacterized. The record is from RefSeq and is a predicted model, not a curated record. Bases 107 to 733 code for a protein of 208 amino acids. Lineage: Eukaryota; Fungi; Ascomycota; Dothideomycetes; Mycosphaerellales; Mycosphaerellaceae. Gene Ontology annotation, biological process: mRNA splicing, via spliceosome; mRNA 5'-splice site recognition; spliceosomal snRNP assembly. The transcript has 2 exons. Gene Ontology annotation, molecular function: zinc ion binding; pre-mRNA 5'-splice site binding. Gene Ontology annotation, cellular component: nucleus; U1 snRNP.